AUGAAUCUAGUAAGGUUUAUGAACAACCGUGUUCCUCCUAACAAGAGAUACCAGCCCACAGAGUAUGAGCACGCUGCCAACUGUGCUACGCAUGCGUUAUGGAUAAUCCCCAGCCUGCUGGGCAGCUCCCUGCUGCACCUCCAUUCAGAGGACCAAUGGGAGCGCAUGUCGGCCUGGGUGUACGGGGCGGGGCUCACCUCGCUCUUCAUCAUCUCCACCCUGUUCCACACGGUGGCCUGGAAGAAGAGCCACUUACGGUCUGUGGAGCACUGUUUCCACAUGUGUGACAGGAUGGUGAUCUACUUCUUCAUCGCUGCCUCCUACGCCCCGUGGCUGAACCUGCGGGAGCUGGGUCCUUGGGCGUGCCACAUGCGCUGGCUGGUGUGGGUCAUGGCCUCGUUUGGUACCACCUACGUCUUCUUCUUCCAUGAGAGGUACAAGAUCAUGGAGUUGAUCUGCUACACGGUGAUGGGUGUUUUUCCAGCCCUGGUCAUCCUCUCAAUGCCGGAGCAGUCGGGCCUGUGGGAGCUUCUGGUGGGCGGAGCCUGCUACUGUCUGGGGAUGGUCUUCUUCAAAAGCGACGGCAUCGUCCCGUUCGCUCACGCCAUCUGGCACCUGUUUGUAGCGAUGGGAGCCGCCAUACACUACUACGCCAUCUGGAGGUACCUCUAUGCCCAGCCGCCCAAUCAGGUUCAGACCUCCAGAUGA
Molecule: messenger RNA, 708 nt
Organism: Pleuronectes platessa (European plaice)
Lineage: Eukaryota; Metazoa; Chordata; Actinopteri; Pleuronectiformes; Pleuronectidae
Product: monocyte to macrophage differentiation factor 2
Exons: 7
Coding region: 1-708 (235 amino acids)
Cellular component (GO): membrane
Molecular function (GO): pore-forming activity
Source: RefSeq, a predicted model, not a curated record